ACAGAUUAGUUUUUUUAUUGGAAAGUCAAAGUUACAGGUAGCUAUUUUAGUGGGAUAUAUAGAAGAGAGAAAGUGAGUUAAAUAAAAUUUGAAUCGGUAAAUACUAAAAACACAAUAGAUGAGACCAGAGACGAGGUUGAGUUGCGGUAGUUAGUUACUUGUGUUUCGAAGUGAGAGCAUAGCAUAGCAUAGCAUCAGAGCAAUGUCCAGUGGCUGUAGCAUCAGAGCAAUCUGGAUUCUCAACAACCUCGACGCCGUCGUUUUCUCCAGGAGAUUCCCGGUGGUAGAGAAGCGUUGGCGAGCUUUUUGUAACACCGACAAUGAAAUCGAACAACUCUUUUCUUCUUUACCUUCUGACUCUGACCUAUCUGACGCUUUUCUUCACAGAAGACAUAGGGAAGGAUCUGCGCGGGGAUUUGGAAUACGCAAAAGUAAUUCAUCUCUGGGAUCAGAUUCUUGGGUGGAUGAUCCCAUUACUCGUCAUAUAAUAGGUCUUUAUAUUAACAAAGAAAUGGAGGAUGAUAAGAAUCUUUUGUGGCCUUUAAUCUUGCACAUAAAGGGCUAUUACAGUAUACUUGUUCUUCCAUUGGUUGAGCCUAGGCAUGUAAAGGCUUAUGCAAGGCUAUGUAAAAGACCUGACUGUGGUAGUUCGCUUGGUCUCGAUGAUAGUUUGUCUUCCCUCUUACUUGAUCUUCCGGCAAUAACAGGGGCAUUUAUGAUAGCACAUGCCAUUGGUGACAUAAUUACUGGUGAUACAGUAGAACCGGAAGUGAUCAUAAAUGCAGCACCCUCUGUUGGUGGGCUGUUUGAUUCAUUAACUGGUAGUAUAGGCAUCUCUUCCCGAGCCAAACCUGUAGCUCCACAAAGUGCUUCUUCCUCCCCUUUGGGCACAACUGGACCAGGAUCUGCCACAGCAGAUACUCCAAAAAUGGGGUCUAGGCCUUUGGAUAAAGAUGCACUCAGAACAUUUAUCAGUAGCUCAAUGCCCUUUGGCACACCCUUGGACCUUAAUUAUUCAAAUAUUUUUUCCAUCAAGGUGAAUGGCUUUUCUGCUUUGGAUUUGCCUCCUACAGACCAGAAGCAACCAGCUUGGAAGCCAUAUCUAUUCAAAGGAAAACAAAGAAUGCUUUUUACCACUCAUGAGACUGUUCAUGCGGCUCUGUAUGAUAGAGAUGAGAUCCCAGAUAUUAUAUCAGUUUCUGGUCAAAUAAAUUGUAGAGCUGAUUUGGAAGGGUUGCCAGAUGUAUCAUUUCCCUUAACAGGAUUGAACAUAGCAAACCUUGAGGUUUCAUCGUACCAUCCUUGUGCUCAAGUUUCAGACCAAGGUCCAGAUAAGCAGGGGGUGGUGUUUUCUCCACCAUUAGGUAAUUUCGUGUUAAUGCGAUAUCAGGCAACUUGCGCCCUUGGACCUCCUGUGAAGGGAUUCUAUCAGUUGUCAAUGGUUUCUGAGGAUAAAGGUGCAUUUCUAUUCAAGUUGUGUCUAAUGGAAGGUUAUAAGGCUCCUUUGACAAUGGAGUUUUGUACUGUGACUAUGCCCUUUCCUAGGAGGAGGGUUAUAUCCUUAGACGGUAUUCCUUCCUUGGGAACAGUUUCAACUUCAGAGCACUCGGUUGAAUGGAAAAUUGUGACAGGUGGACGGGGACUAACUGGAAAAAGUAUUGAAGUGACGUUCCCGGGAACAGUGAAGUUUGCUCCAUGGAAAAACCAAAUGGCUAGGUCAGCCUUUGGAACCAUUGUUGAUGAGGAUAGUGAUAAUGAGGCAGAAAACGCUAGUAGCAUGGUUAAUGAAGAACAUUUCAUGGAGAAAAUGAACAAGGAUCUUCCUCCAGUUGAUCUAGAGGAGCCAUUUUGCUGGCAAGCAUACAAUUAUGCUAAAGUAUCAUUCAAGAUUGUUGGGGCAUCAGUAUCUGGAAUUUCGAUUGAUCCUAAAUCUGUGAGCAUCUAUCCAGCUGUAAAAGCACCUGUAGAGUUUUCAGCUCAGGUUACAUCUGGGGACUAUAUUUUAUGGAAUACUCUUGGAAAGUGUCCACAUGUUGCUACAGUGUAAAAAAUGAAACGGCCACCGAGAGGCAUCUGAAUCUUAAUGGCGGGGGCACCAUAUGAUGUAUGAUAGAAACUCUGAAUUAAUGUUUUUUUAUUCUUUGCCAAAUAAUGUGGAGAUAGCCAAUUGAAUCUGGUGUACCAGUGGUCUGAUAAGAAAGUAAUAAAUGUUCUUUUUCUGUAACAAUUAAUGUUAAUAAUUAAUAUUGUUAGUAUUUUGUUUAA
Cicer arietinum (chickpea) is the source of this 2265-nucleotide messenger RNA. RefSeq names its product AP-5 complex subunit mu. The record is from RefSeq and is a predicted model, not a curated record. Lineage: Eukaryota; Viridiplantae; Streptophyta; Magnoliopsida; Fabales; Fabaceae. Gene Ontology annotation, biological process: endosomal transport. Gene Ontology annotation, cellular component: cytosol; AP-type membrane coat adaptor complex; lysosome.